Orbicella faveolata is the source of this 935-nucleotide messenger RNA. RefSeq lists its product as uncharacterized. Gene Ontology annotation, molecular function: protein binding. The record is from RefSeq and is a predicted model, not a curated record. NCBI's taxonomy places the organism in Eukaryota, Metazoa, Cnidaria, Anthozoa, Scleractinia, Merulinidae. Gene Ontology annotation, biological process: regulation of apoptotic process.
GUCUCUACCAUGGAAGUCUUGAGUCGUUGGUCUACGUUUGACCAGCUAGUCACCGCCGUUAAUACCUGCGUUCUUCCCGCUGGGACCAGUCUGGUGAAUCUAACUGACGGCUGUGUGUGUCUCACAGUUCAAGCUGAAACUCUAUUAGCUCUUAUUACCUUGUGGAAUUUAUACCAAGAUGGGACGCUGGAGAGGCGGCUGUACAUUUUCUUUGUGACUGACGAAGUAAAAGAACGUGCAGGUGGAGAGACAGUUGAAGUGAAUGUGACCAUCGAAGAAGAAGAAUACGACAAAGCCUGUCACGAGUUGAUUAAUGAAGCUCAAGAAGCUGCUGGCAUUGGUGACGGAGAAAGGAUUCGAAGAAACUCUGAUUCAGAUGUGUAUUCCAGAACAAAAGAAGAAGUGCCUCUGUUAAAGCUAAAACACGCUGAGACCAAAUUAAAAUUUCUCAAAGAGAGAAUUGCAGUUAUAGAGAAAGAAAUCAAGCAAUUUUCGCCAGAGAUUCUAGAGGCACGUGGUCCGGAAGAAAGAUUUGCCUUUUAUAAACAGCACGAGAUAUCUGAAGAAACUUCAAGCAUUGGUGAGGGAGAAAGGCUUCGAAGAAACUCUGAUUCAGCUUUAUUUUUUCGACCUAAGGAAGAAACACCAGUGUUGAAGAUAAUGAACGAGAGAAUAGCAGUUCUAGAGAGAAGAAUCGAGCAAUUGCCUCCUGAGAUUCUACAAGCUUGCAGUCCUGAAGAAAAAGCUACUAAAUUUUCGAGACAACAGGAAAGUUGGAAAGGUAAUAAUUAAUAUUUUACAGAACGCGGCGCUAAACGUUGCUGUCAACCUCGACGGAGUGUUUUAUUACGAUACAAGAAUGAAAGAAAAGCAUUAGGCGUAACUUGUGUUUUUAUGACAUUCAAAAGGUCUCGUAGAAUUAAACACCCAACACU